UGCUUGGAGACGCCGGUUGCCUGGCAACCCACAAGGAACUCGAUGGCACCGGCCGCAGCUUGGUUUCAACCCCCGAAAUUUCCUUCUUUAGGCAAAAAUGUAUCGCUCUGGCGAGAUCUACCUGCCAAGGAAGAAAAAAGUUCCCGAAACAUUCCACUCCAAUACGUUCAGGAUUUUUGAUGAAAAUGUGUCAGAAAGACUGGAACUGGAUCAGUGCUGUAAAAAUAACCCAGUUCGGAGGACAGACUCAGAACAACAGAAUUUAAAAGACACACACCAUAUACCUCAUCCCUACUAUGCUAAAUUCAUAAGAUCUAAUGCCAGAAGUCUCAAUGCUCCGAUAUUUCACAUGGAAACAGACAGUACAAUGGCUGAUCAGUGUAACUGGUGGCCAAAUGGGACUGGACAAAAUGUCAGACAUGACCCCCCCUACAGCAGAGCAAGCACCCAGCAGACGGCCUUCCAGGGGCUGCUACAGUCUUGUGCUCCAAGCACAAGAUAUGGAAACAGCCCAAAUAAGUCCCCAUCUUCGGGAAUUGUUCCCACGGUGAGUCCUAUUGCACAUACCAAGGUUUUGCAGGAGCAGAUGUCGUUUAUUCAUCAGUAUGAUUCCAGGAAGUUACAAAACCAACCUUAUCAGGGAAAGCGCCACGGAGCCUUUGUGUGGACAGAGAUAAAGCCGGCGAGCAAGCCGAGGGCUCCCGGCGGAGCAGACGCAUUCCUGACUGCUGAGAGGUCGCGCUGUGUACCGGCGCAGCAGAAGGCCCAGGGAGGAAGCCGGAUGACCUCACCAGAGCUGGUCUCGCAGCAUCCUCGGCAGAUGUCGGACGCUGGAGCUGGCUUCUCUAAAGGGGGCCUGGAAGAGGCCACCCGGGCCUAUCCCAGAAUUCCAGCCCGAGAGAAAACGAGGCAAGGCGUUCCGCAGACAGCUGGACUGGACAGCGUUCCUUCCAAAAAGGAGGCGGUUCCCUCUCGGGGAACUCCAGCUGCUCCUCGAGAGAAAUUCCAGGACCGGACCGACAGCACAUAUACCAACUUUAGUGCUGUACCCAAAGCUGCUGCAGUAAUCAAGCAGCCUUUAGCUGAUGCACAAGUGGGCCUGCUUGAUCCAAGCGCUGACAAUAACCCCAGACACCAGCUGACACCAGUAGGGAGUUAGCUUGAACAGUGGAAGCAUUUUGAUGGCAGCAGCUGCACUCCCCUUUGAUCUGACAUAUUAGAUUGUAUCGAUCUGGCUGCUGUAUUAGGCUGCAUUAUUCUGUCCUUGAUUGUUUUCCCAACAUCUGUGUGCUUAUUAAAAUGUUAGUGCAUGUACAUUCAGCAUCUUAAGAGAAGGGUUAAAGUUGUUCCUCUAAACAGUUGUGUAAUGUACUGUAAUGCAGAAAAUCUUGUUUUAAAUCAGGAAAGCAUCUUUCUUAUGCAUUAGGAUGGAAAACCUCACAUUUUGUUAUGUGCAUGGCUUAUUCCAGAAAGCAUGCAUAGUAGCAGUUGGAAACAGUUUGUUGAUUUUGGAUUUUUUUUUUGCUUCUUUCUCAGUAUGGUUUUUCUGCUAUUUGGUUUGCAGUAAUUAGAUUUGCUUUACAGCAGAUGGUCUGUGGCUCUGCUCUGGCCCUGGAAGUACUCCUGCACUUGUAUGCUGCUGUUGACAAUGUUUUGAAUCGGCUUCAGCACUGUCAACCAGACUAGCUGGAACAAUAACCAUGCGGGCUGGGCAGGGCAGCAGCUAAGUUAAGUACAGAGGAAGUACACAUGAGAUGACUUCAAGGGGGCUUCUUGUAACCAUGGAAACCGAGCCAUGCUGAGAUAACCAACUGUGUGGCUGCAUGGAUUAAAACUGUUAUUUUUAAUUUUCCAAAGAAAUCUUGUGAAGUGGAAAACAGAUGAUUUUAGGUACAACAAGAAUUGAACAGUAUGCAAGAUAAGGAAAGACAUCAUGUUGGACAAGAUAUCAGCUUAUAAAACAAGACUGGUGAUUGCAGAAGGAGAAGUAGCAAGUGAGUCAAGGUUAUGAGCAUACUUCAUGCAUCAUAACUUCAGAGUCGUGUGUGGCAAUACAAGAUUAUAUUCUAGCUGCAAAAUCAUCUGUCCUCUCAUCUGGCCACCUGGUUUUUUUUUUUAUAACAAUCUGAUAUUGCACAGUCAUUUUCUGAAUCCGAAUAAAAGCCAUACCUUCA
This is a messenger RNA of Lepisosteus oculatus (spotted gar), 2174 nucleotides long. RefSeq lists its product as uncharacterized. The record is from RefSeq and is a predicted model, not a curated record. Lineage: Eukaryota; Metazoa; Chordata; Actinopteri; Semionotiformes; Lepisosteidae.